This is a messenger RNA of Cannabis sativa, 1650 nucleotides long. RefSeq lists its product as uncharacterized. NCBI's taxonomy places the organism in Eukaryota, Viridiplantae, Streptophyta, Magnoliopsida, Rosales, Cannabaceae. The transcript has 4 exons. Gene Ontology annotation, biological process: DNA integration. The coding region runs from base 1 to 1650 and encodes 549 amino acids. The record is from RefSeq and is a predicted model, not a curated record. Gene Ontology annotation, molecular function: RNA-DNA hybrid ribonuclease activity; nucleic acid binding.
AUGGAGAAGCUGGCUUUUUGCCUAGUCCAUUCGUCAAGAAAGCUACGACCUUACUUCCAAGCACAUCCCAUCCAUGUCCUAACUAAUCAGCCCUUACGACAAGUUGUCGAGUUGGGUCAGUUUGAGAUCACAUACCAUCCUAGGGCGACCAAAAAGGCGCAAGCACUUGCCGACUUCAUCGCCGAAUGCACUAGGUUGCCAGAGGAGAAUAGUGCGAGAGAAUUACCAGAAUGUGUAUGGCAUUUGUUUGUUGAUGGGUCAUCUAACGAGCACGGCUCGGGGGCAGGAAUCAUUCUUGUCACCCCGGAUGGGUAUAGAAUUCAUUCAGCCUUAAGGUUUGGGUUUGAAGCAUCCAAUAACGAGGCCUUAUUGGCUGGGCUGAGGCUAGCAAAGGAGCUUGGUGCGAAAGCAAUUCGUUGUUUUAGCGACUCCCAGCUACUGGUCAAUCAAGUAUUGGGUGAGUAUCAGGCAAGAGGAUUAAAGAUGGAGGCUUACCUUUUGCAAGUACAAAAACAACUCCAACAAUUUGAGUAUUACUCUAUAGAACAAGUACCUCGUGAACAAAACUCGAAUGCUGAUGCCUUAGCAAGGUUGGCCACCACUAAGGAAGCUGAUACACUCAACGUUGUCCCAGUAGAGUUCCUCCCUAGACCGAGUAUCAAUGUGGAGGAAAACGAAGAGGCUAACAUGGAGCUGGUCGAUACUCAAAUAACGUGGAUGACUCCACUCGUUGAUUACUUAACUACUGGGAGUCCCCUUCUCAUAAGAGUGAGGCAAGGAAGUUGCUUUGAAGAAGCACAAGGCAUAUUGAAGGAGGUCCAUGAAGGAUUUUGUGGGGACCAUACUGGAGGGGAUAGCUUAGCUAAAAAGAUAAUAAGGCAAGGAUACUACUGGCCUACUAUUAGUCAAGACUCUCUCCAGUAUGGUGGAGUUAAAUAUGCAGUAGUCGCGGUAGACUACUUCAAAAAAUGGGCUGAGGCAGAACCUUUGGCCACCAUAACUUCAAAAAAGGUGCUCGACUUCUUCGUGAAAAACAUUCUAUGUCGCUAUGGAGUUCCACAAACAAUAGUAUCAGAUAAUGGAAAACAAUUCGACAAUGAUUUAUUUUCGGAAUUUUGUAAGAAGAAUGGUAUAGUCAAGAGUUUUGCUUCAGUAGCUCACCCACAAGCAAAUGGACAAGUUGAGGUAGUAAACAAAACAUUGAAGACUACAUUAAAGAAGCGCCUAGAGGCGGCCAAAGGAAGAUGGCCGGAGGAGCUCCCACAAGUACUCUGGUCCUAUAGGACCUCACACCGAACAGCUACAGGAAAUACUCCCUACUCACUCACCUAUGGGAGUGAAGCCAUGGUCCCAGUUGAGACCCAAGUCCCCUCACACCGAAAUCAGUGCUAUGAACAACACCGUAACCACCUACUCCUGGAGGAGGCCCUAGACUUACUCGAUGAAAGAAGAGAGGAUUCACAAUUACGUAAUGCCGCUCACCAGCAGCGGGUAAAGAAGUAUUAUGACUCUCGUGUUCGGGGUAGGGAGUUUAUAAUAGGCGACUUGGUGUUAAGAAGGGUGUUCUUAGCGACGCGUGACCCAACAGCUGGGGUCCUUGGGCCCAAUUGGGAAGGACCGUAUCAGAUCGAAACUGUCUUGAGGCCUUGA